Molecule: messenger RNA, 711 nt
Organism: Aureobasidium vineae
Lineage: Eukaryota; Fungi; Ascomycota; Dothideomycetes; Dothideales; Saccotheciaceae
Source: the annotation of a GenBank genome assembly
AUGCCUGAAUUUCUCUCGCUCCCAAGCGAAUUGCUUAUCCACAUCUUCGCGGCUUGCCCGACUGUCCCAACAGCAAUACGCCUCUCAAGUGUCAACAAACAAUUGCAAUCGAUUNGGCUUCAACACACGGAUCAGAUCGUCAAAGCCAUCAUCGAGUCGAUUAUUCCAGCAGCUGACCAAGCCAUCAACUUUGUAACCAUGGAGACGCGUCUCCGCAAUUCGCUCAGUGACGAGGAACAACCGUCGCUCCACCUUUGGUUGCCAAAUCUGAUGCGCAAUGCCGAACUCUGCGCCAGCGCCCUUGCAGCCUGCGCCGCCUACGUCGAACCGCCAAAUUCGGUCAGCGACAAGCCCUUUACAUUUUCUUCUUCCCCAGCUUCCUGGUACUUUCUACGCCAAGUAUUGCUCGCGUUCAAUUACCCGCAGCUAAGGGACGCGGUGCAUGCCGAGCUCCGAGCAGCUUCGAGAGAGACAAGAGAAACACUUUCGUNNUUCCACUGGUUUCUCAUGAGCUUUGCCAGCAAGGACGAAGUGAUUCGUCAGGGUGUGCCGCUGGAGCUGAGGUUCGAUAUCCCCCCGGGGGAUGAGUAUGACGGCGACAUGCAUCGAGAGCCCUGGAGUUAUAUGUGCGAUGUUCUUUGUGCGGCGCGAGGGGAUCUUACCAUCGAUCCAGACGAGCUGUCUCUUGCCAUCCAAGGAUACAACCUAUAG